Messenger RNA from Knipowitschia caucasica, 231 nucleotides. The record is from the annotation of a GenBank genome assembly. Lineage: Eukaryota; Metazoa; Chordata; Actinopteri; Gobiiformes; Gobiidae.
AUGGAGGAGGUGCUGGAGGAGGUGAUGGAGGAGGUGAUGGAGGAGGUGAUGGAGGAGGUGAUGGAGGAGGUGAUGGAGGAGGUGAUGGAGGAGGUGAUGGAGGAGGUGAUGGAGGAGGUGACGGAGGAGGUGAUGGAGGAGGUGAUGGAGGAGGUGAUGGAGGAGGUGAUGGAGGAGGUGAUGGAGGAGGUGAUGGAGGAGGUGAUGGAGGAGGUGAUGGAGGAGGGAUAA